This is a messenger RNA of Trichomycterus rosablanca, 3518 nucleotides long. RefSeq names its product zinc finger protein 287. The record is from RefSeq and is a predicted model, not a curated record. NCBI's taxonomy places the organism in Eukaryota, Metazoa, Chordata, Actinopteri, Siluriformes, Trichomycteridae. The transcript has 2 exons. Gene Ontology annotation, biological process: regulation of transcription by RNA polymerase II. Gene Ontology annotation, molecular function: DNA-binding transcription factor activity; RNA polymerase II cis-regulatory region sequence-specific DNA binding. Bases 441 to 1886 code for a protein of 481 amino acids.
AUUUGAUUCUUGCUUAAACAGUGUAGGGCACCACGGUGAUGGUUGGUGAUCAUUGUACGGAAUACUGUGAGCUCACGUUAUUGGUUCGGGUUGUUCCUCGAUGUGCGCAUGCACCAGCAGUGAGGCGAGCAGUGCUUACCUGGUUCCUCACUACAGCCUGUAUUAACGCCAUUAACCUUAAACUAACCAGUAUAUGUGAUCGGUGUAUAUAUGUAGAUGUGUGCACGUCGGAUGGGUGAUUAGAAUCGAUAUUUUGAGGCUGAGAGGAUGAGCGCUGGUUAUGGCGGGGCCGACUGAAUCCAGGCCUGAAUGAUGUGCUUUAACACAGGAUGUGUUCCUUCCACCAGGGAUUACAGAGGUGUGAAUUGAUGCUCUGACAUCCAGGAAUUGCAAUAUUUGCCUCAUCCAGAUUUUGUCAGGAGCACAGAAGAUCCAACGUGAUGGAGGAGGUAGAAACUGAACUGACUUUGUCUGAAGCAGAUGUUCUUGGUGCGGACUUCAUCACGGUGGAACUAGAUACCCAGCCCAUUGAGUAUGUGGUCAAGUGGGCUGAAGUCGGCUCCAAGUUCACUCUAUCCUGUGUAAAAAAGGAAUCGGAUGAGAACAUUUGCUUGGUCACUGACCAGCUGAUUAGAACAGAGUCAGAUGAAAGGUUCUUUGCUCCAUACGAGGCUGUAUACACGGAAUGUGACGAUACAGAGCCAAGCCUGAUUGCCUCACAGGAGGAGGAGGUCGGGAGUGAGUCGGAUAUAGAACAGCACAUAGAGCUCGAGAGCAGCCAGUUGGUCGAGGAGGAGGAGGAGGUUGAGGAUGUAGGCUCAGAUGUUGAUUGGGAAAUAGGGGGCUCCCAUUCAAAAAGGGUGUACAACUGCCACCUAUGUGGUAAGAGCUACAGCCACUCGUCCAGUCUGGCACGCCAUUUGCACAUGCACUCUGCAGGCGAGAGACUGGCCUCUACCUCUUCUUUUUCUUCGAAGGCAAUCAGCAAGUCGGAAGACUGCAAAAAACCCCUGCAGUGCAACCUGUGCGGCGUACGGUGCAACGGCAAGCGGCUUCUGGCGAUCCACAAGAAGUGCCACAAAGUCAAGAGACUGCACACAUGCAAUGCAUGCGGCAAGUCGUUCAACCACAGCUCCAGCUUGUCGCGGCAUCGGCUUAUCCACAAAAGAGGCCUGGACAAAAGUCUAAAGCCCCAGUACCCGCUGCCCAAGCCGUUGCCCAUCAUCACACAACAGACCCGUCCUACCGGUCGCGGCUUGAAGAAGAAAAAGAAGAAGAGGUCGCAGCAAAUGGAUAACAAGCUUGUGCCAGGUGAGAAGCAGUACCAGUGCACACAGUGUGAUAUGGUGUUCAGCACAUCCACCGGCCUGUCCAAGCACCAGGUGUCGCACGUGCGCCAGCUGCUAAACUCUUACGCCCAGGGCAGAGAUGCUUUGGAUAAAUCCUCUGACCUCAAGAUCCGCCUAAAGCUCUGCUCACGUGACAAGCCCAACUACUACACUCUGUGUAAGAAGAACAAGCGUGGCAAACGGGGCAAGAAGAGGCUUAAACUGGCCAUGGACGAGCAGUCGUAUCCAGGCUUCAACACCAGCCUCGCCAACCAUGAGCAGGAGCAGAUGCACGAGCAAAUGCUCGAUGGUGACCGGUGCUACACCUGCAACGUGUGCAGAAAGUCAUUCGUACGCUUGUCCAACCUCAAGCAGCAUCAGCAGACGCACGCCUCAGGCAAGCUCUACGAGUGCCAGCACUGCGGCAAGACCUUCGUUCACUCGUCCAGCUUCUCGCGCCACAAGAAAGUCCACAUGGGAAUAAAGCAGACGAGCAAACAAAAUAAACACAACCAGUUGAUCGAUGAGAGCGCACCUCUGGAGUUCGAGUACGAAUGAGAGGCUCCUGCAUUCCAGAACUGUCCUAGCACAGCUGAUGUAGAAGUGCGUUCACUUGUUUUUGUUUUGUUUUUCCUUCCUUUCCUUUAUUUUCAUCCCAUUAUUUGUCUUAUUUUGGUAAAGAACAUACAUUUGGCAUUGCUUAUUUAGUGAAGUGGGUAUGUUUUCACUGGCAGUGCUGUCAGCUAUAAGGCUCAAUUUUUCAAUUAAAUUUUUUUGAGAGGAGUGUUGCUAGAGGAUGUAUUUCUGGCUGUGUAAAGUGUAAAAAGAAUUGUACAUUUUUUGACAUUCCCUUUUUGGUCACAUUUAAUUUAAUGCCAGGGUAAUAAUUUCUUCAUUUUGUAGUGUUAUUUAUGUCUAUCCUUUAUUUGUAGUCAUCCAUAACAAAUUGACUAUGCAGGUAUUUUGUCUGCUUGCACUAAAUACACCUGAAAUCAAUAUGGAGUACUUAAUAUUGAAAAUUUGGGGGGAAAGGGGUGUCCCCAAUAAAAAAAAAAAAAAAAAAAGAUAUUGAACUCGGUAUUUAUCUUAGCUGUAAAUUUGUGUCCCCAGAAGAUUUUGAUGUUUAGUUUGAUGUCGAGCAUUUCCUACACCAAGAGAAAAUCCUGCAUUGAACUUUUUGAUGUAGCUCCUCCCACCCCUUUUACCUUCCACUUAGUCCAACAAGUAUAACCACCAUCUCUUCUCUCACAUGCUCAGGAUACUGAAUUUUAUUAAAAAGUAGAUACACACAGUAACUUGUUUCUUGGUUCAAGUUUUAAAGUUGGUUGAUGUUUUUUUUCUUUGGUUUUGGUCUUCUCAUGUUUGACAAAUCUGGUUCAGAAUCAGUUAUGCCUAGUGCACACUAUGUGAUUUGAGCAAGAUUUUCCAGUAGCUGAUGAUAUAAGUGCUGCAGCCCUCUCUUGUUUACCCACUUAACCUCUGCGUGUGCCCAUUUUGAUUGCUCAUAAAGUGUAAGCGACUUAGCAAAACAGCCAGGACCUUAAUGAGUAGAUGCAGGUGUAACGGUAAGCAACACAGUUACUGUGCAAGAGCUGAUAUUAGUGUGUCUUGACAUAAUGCCCAAAUGCCCAUUUGCUGAAUUAAGCUAAAGCGGAAACACUUAGUAGGUAGUGUUGCUACUACCUGAGCUGCUGUAUCACAAACAUCAUAUGUCUUACUGUAAUAUGUUAAAUUAACCAUACUAUAAUAUUAUUAUUACAUUUUAACAGUUAAAGUUUGAGAUGCAGCCCCUCAGUUUAGGACCUUCCAGCUACUCGGUAUGUACUUCAGCAUAAUACAGUUGGUUUUGAAUAUUAAAGUAAAAGGUUUUAUACUAAAAUGAGUUCUUUGUAGGCUGUACGUUCUUGCCUUCAUAGUGCACAACUUAAUGUAAACCAGCCCCCCUCUGAGUCUGUUGAGAUGAUCAGAUCUCUCCUAUAUCCCUGUGUUUUAUUAAUAUUUUCAAAACAAUUUCAAUAUUUAGAUACAAAUUUCUUGUUCAAUUUUUGAAAGACGUAAAAUUUUGAGAUUCAAAGUGUGUUUUCAAAGGUUUCAUGUAGUGUGCACAAGGCUUUUUCUUUCGUUCUGCAGUGCUAUGUUUUCCAGUACAGUUUUUCAUUAUUUGUUAAUUAAAGAGCAAAAAGUUUUAAA